CGCAGCCCUGGUUCAGGAUAGCUAAAGGAACCAGAGUGCCUAGCUAGCAGUAUUUGAGGAGACAAAACAGUCAUACUUUUAUCUACAUAGCUAGUGCCCGUGAAUAUUUCAAUAUGUCAUGUUAGAUUCUUAUUAUUGAGUUUGACUGAAACAGAAGUUCGAUACUGAAAUUUAAGCCACGGCAAGUUAGCUAACGCUGCUAUCUAGUAGUAGUGUCAACAAACUGCAAGUGACUUUACGUUAACGGGUUCAAGUAACCCUGCCCAAAAGCGCGAUGCUGGUAACCGUUUUCUGCUGCCCUAAUGACCGUUCGGAAAUUACAUUUGCUCUCGAUGUGUCUCCAGAGCUUGAACUCAGAGAUUUUGUUGCUCUGUGUGAACUAGAAUCAGGAAUCCCUGCUGGUGAAAUUCAGGUGAACUACUAGCUAGUUAGCUUAGCAUAAACGUGUUAGCAGCUAAGUUAGCUAGCUACAUCUCUCAUUGUUUUUUAUAUCAGCUAAUUCAUAAAAAAUAAAAUAUUGACAUACUUGACAGAACUAGCUAGACGUACUCAAUAAACAGUCAUAAUUAACUUUGUAAUUGGUCGCUAGCUAGCUAACAUUAGUUUACUUAACUACUGACGUAGUUAGCUAGUUAAGCUAGCCAUCUUGCUAGCUAGUAAACUGAGCUAGCAUAGCAUGUGUCAACCGUCAGAGAACAGAACAACAACUUCUACUGACUUAUGUAACGUUACCUGGCUAGCUGUGCAUUGGUUUGCUUGUCACGUUUUGAUUAACAACCUAACUAACAAAUUAAGCUGAUUUGGCCACCAGGCAGCAUUUUAAUUUGUCAUUUUACUUUUCCUCAAGUGUGAAAAGGGAACGCAUUGUUUUUCAUCCUGUGGCCCUUCCCCCUCUCCAGAUCACAUAUGCAGAGCAGCCCCUGAAAGACCUGACCCGUGCUUUAGGGACCUAUGGUCUGAAGGAUGGGGAUGUGGUGGUGCUCAGACAGGUAGAAAGACGGCAACCGCCAGCACAACAAGUAUUCCCAGGUAAAGUUAGUACCAGUGGGCGAGACAGAACAAGUGAGAAAUCUACAGUCUUAACCCUGCACUAAAGCGCUUCAUUCGGUUGGUUCUAUUGUUCCUCAGUCAGUAAUGGCUUUCCAUUUUAUUAGCUCAUCCCAAAUGUCUACCUGGCAUAAUGUCACUCAACCCUCUGUCAUGCUUACACUCUCUCUCCUACCCUCCCUGUCUCCCCUCUCUCUCCUCCAGGACUGCCCCGUAUUGACUUCAGUUCCAUCGCAGUCCCCGGCACCUCUUCUGGUUCCAGUCAACGGUCCACCCAUAGACAGCAGCAACAGGCCCCGACCCCACAGCAGCAGCGCCCUCCACCCCCUGCUGCGCCCCCAUCCCUACUGAGCUCCACCACCUCUCCUCAGGGUCUGGAUGACCCUGCCUUACUGCAGCAGAUGCUCUUAGCCAAUCCACACGAACUGUCGCUGCUCAAGGAGCGCAAUCCGCCAUUGGCUGAGGCCCUGUUGAGUGGAGACCUGGGUGAGUAGAAGUGGUGUUAGCGGGAUAGCAUCAACCCCUAUCUCUGAGUUGAAUAUCUUGUCAUUAUAACAGCUUUUGUUAGGUAUCAACACGACUAAUGGGUCUUAAGUGUUCAACUAGGAGCUCUAACUAUGUUUCUGACUGCCUCCCGUCCCAUAGAGCGUUUCACCAAAGUGCUGUUGGAGCAGCAGCAGGAUCGAGCUCGCAGAGAGCAGGAGAGGAUCCGGCUUCUGACUGCCGACCCAUUUGACAUGGAUGCCCAGGCCAAGAUAGAAGAGGACAUCAGGUACACACACCUACUGUCACACUGCCAAGAGGGGAAAGGGUUUGGGUUGGAGUCAAAGACUGCUUUAGUCAAGGUCUCUUCUGAAAACAAUUAAAAACGUGCUAGUUUACGUAUUGAGUUAUGCCCUCUGUCUGAACUAUUUGAGAGUAUAAGUAUCCAUGUACAUGUGCUUCAAUACAUAAUCAAACACCAUUUGUACUUCAGGCAGCACAACGUUGAGGAGAACAUGACCAUUGCGAUGGAGGAGGCCCCAGAGAGCUUUGGCCAGGUGGUUAUGCUCUACAUCGACUGUAUAGUCAACGGGUACCAUGUGAAGGCUUUUGUUGACUCAGGUAUUGUAUCCUAUUAUUUUCUUCCUCAGUGCAAAAGCAUAGGCAUGUUUGACUAGGGCAGUAGGGAGACUCUUCAGUUAAGGGUUUGUCUGUUUUGUGGUGUCCUGUAUAGUGUGCCUUGGCUAAUUUUGACAUGGCUUUGCUCUCAUGAUGGUAUUUCCACUACUAUUCAGUCUGCCAUAUUUCACAAUUGUCUGUAUUUUACCGCCCAGCUGUAAAUGUUCUCUGCUCCUCCCUCCUGUUUUCAUUAUUUCAUCCACCUGCAUAUAUUCUCUACAUUUUCUUGAUAAAAAAAUAAAUAAUCUUACAACUUGCUUGGCCGUACUUCAUACACCCCCCCCCCCCCAUCUUUUCUUGCCUGCCCUUCCCUACUUCUCUAUCCCCCUUUCAUUGUCUUUGUUCAGCUCCUCUCACCCCUCUCUCUCUCCCGUUGCCUGCUUCCCCUCUGCCAGGUGCCCAGAUGACCAUCAUGAGUCAGGCGUGUGCCAAGCGCUGUAACAUCAUGCGCCUGGUGGACCGACGCUGGGCCGGCAUCGCCAAGGGAGUGGGCACUCAGAAGAUCAUUGGCAGAGUCCACUUGGGUGGGUAUCAAUCAUGUCUCGAAGAGAACCACUUUCUUAAGGAUGCACAACAUGGCGUUCCUCUAGAGUAGAGGCACAUGAGAUGUUUUCCUGGUUUUAUCAAAUUUGUCAAAAGCAAAGGUAUCCAAACAUGGUGUGUUUCCCUACCCAGCUCAGGUCCAGAUAGAAGGGGACUUCCUGCCUUGCUCCUUCUCCAUCCUGGAGGACCAGCCUAUGGACAUGCUGCUUGGACUGGACAUGCUCAAGAGACAUCAGGUCAGAUCCCUGUCCCUCCAAAUCUAUGCACACUAACUACCACACAAUGACAUCCUUUUAAAAAGUAGGUCUUUAAAAAAAAUACUAAUUAAUAUCUGUUGACUGUUCUCUCUAUAUCCUGCUACCUCAGUGUUCUAUUGACCUGAAGAAGAACACGCUACUGAUCGGGACGACGGGCACUGAGACCCGCUUCCUGCCCGAGGCGGAGCUGCCAGAGUGUGCCCGACUGGCAUACGGGCCGGAGGGCCGUGAGGACUCCCAGCCAGACGAGAUCGCAGACAGAGAGCUUGCGGAGGCACUUCAGAGAUCUGUUCAGGAGAGUGGUAAGGAACACGGUCUGGGAGAGAGGGCUAUGGAGAUUCCUCACCUCUCUGUCUGCACACUCUAAAGCAGUGGACAUUUUUGCAGCGCAGCAUUGACAUGAGCCAGAAAGCACAUUUGCAUGGGUAUUUUUUAGCUGCUUACUCCUGAGCCCUGUUUCUGCAGUCAUCUGCGUUCUCAGUCACAUAUAUCACUGCAUUUCAUCACCUCAGCCAGUGAAAAUAAGCUUUAUAAUCAGCAGGGUUCUUGCCGUCAUUAAAAUCUUUUGUCAUGGCUUUUUAAAAUGGUGUUUUCCAGGCCUGGAAAAGUUUUGGAAAAUGGUAGAAUCUUAAAAGUUUUUCAUGGAUAUUAAUUUGAUAAUUUCUGUUUUAUGUAAUUUAUUUAGGCACAGUUCUUAAAUAUUUUAUCAAUCAAAUGCAAAUCAACAUAUCAGCCAGGAUCGUCUGUGUUUGCGCGUAUCACCUGCAUGUGUGCGAGACGAGUGUGCCGUUACUCAAGGAGAGGGAGGCAGUCGGACAUUGCAGCAGCAGGUAGGCCUAUGUAGCCUAUAAAAUAUAAUAGAGAACAGACCAAUAACUAGGUGGCCAAUUCAAAACAUAUCUUGUACCCUCAAGUUAACUGUUUAGCUACACUGAACAAAAAUAUAAACACAACAUUCAACAAUUUUAAAGAUUUUAUUGAGUUACCAUUCAUAUAAGGAAAUCAGGCAAUUGAAAUAAAUUCAUUAGGCCCAAAUCUAUGGAUUUGACAUGACUGGGAAUACAGAUAUGCAUCUGUUGGUCACAGAUAAAGGUAGGGGUGUGGUGUGUGAACCAUUUGCCUCAUGCAGCGCGACACCUUUGCAUAGUUGAUCAGGCUGUUGAUUGUGGCCUGUGGAAUGUUGUCCCACUCUUCAAUGGGUGUGCGAAGUUGCUGAAUAUUAGCGGGAACUGGAACACGCUGUCGUACACGUCAGUCCAGAGCAUCCCAAACAUGCUCAAUGGGUGACGUGUCUGGUGUAUAUGCAGGACAUGGAAGAACUGGGACAUUUUCAGCUUCCAAGAAUUGUGUACAGAUCCUUGUGACAUGGGGCCAUGCAUUAUUAUGCUGAAACAUGAGGUGAUGGAGGCGGAUGAAUGGCACGACAAUGGGCCUCAGGAUCUCGUCACGGUAUCUCUGUGCAUUCAAAUUGCCUUCGAUAAAAUGGAAUUGUGUUCGUUGUCUGUAGCUUAUGCCUGCCCAUACCAUAACCCCACCGCCACCAUGGGGCACUCAGUUCACAACGUUGACAUCAGCAAACUGCUCGCCCACACAAUGCCAUACACGCUGUUUACCAUCUGCCCGGUUCAGUUGAAACCGGGAUUCAUCCGAGAAGAGCACACUUCUCCAGCGUGCCAGUGGUCAUUGAAGGUGAGCUUUUGCCCACUGAAGUCAAUUAUGAUGCUUUUUGUGCAUAUGGACAGUUUCUGGGAUCUUUUAUUUCAGCUCAUGAAACAUGGGACCAGCACUUUACAUGUUCUGUUUCUUUUUGUUCAGUAUAGAAAAGGUACAUUUCCUGAAAAUGUGUUUGCUUCCUUCCUUCAGCUGAUUAGCCUACCAUAGCCAUUUGAUCUUUGAUAUAUUGAAUGAGCUAAUUAUUUUAAGUCAUUAAAUGUAUUUAGUUGCAAUGUUAUACAUCAAGGUUGGUCAACUAUCCUCCAGGAGCGCUAAUGAGAGUGCAGGCUUUUAUUCCAGUCCCCCUCUAACAAACCACAUUUUAGAAAUUAGCUGCUUAACUGGACCUUGAUAAACUGGCUCUGAUGUUUGAGCAGGGCUUGAUCAAAAGCCUGCACACCCAGUAGCUCUCCAGACAGAUUUGAUCACGUGUUUUAUACAGUUGCCUAAUGGGUGUUCUACUUUGUGGGGGGGUUAAGUGCCCUGCACAGCGACAGAGAGCAGUCUCCCAGUGUCAAUAACACACUACAUUUGCUUUUUUUAAAAAUUUAUUAGAGACGCUGCCAAUUGUUGGUCAUGGAAAUUUGGUUAGAAAAGUUAUGAAAUUCCAUCUGUCAAUGUGUAUGAACCCUGAAUCAGACUAUGUAUGAAAUUAGUUUAACACCCAGUUUUGGGUUUACAUUAAGGCUAGUUACAGUAGUAUUUAAAAAGUAUUGGAAGUUGCAGUGAUGAGACAAUUGGGGCGAAAAAGGGGGUAAAAAAUCAAAUGGAAAAGUAUUGGAAGUUUGGUUCUGUAAAUGUAUUUGGUUUAAUAGUUCUCUAACUAAGUUCAAAAUACACUGAAGUCCCUCUGCGGCCCAGUUUAGAUCAUGGAGGGUCAUGUGAUCACUCUGGGACCUCUCUGGGGUCAUAGGUCAAAUAAAGUUAUCUUGGCUAACACUCUUCACCACUACGUGAACAGUCUGACAGUGUGGCGCAUGCUUUGUGUGCGAGUGCUAACUCUGCGUCCCUUUGCAUGAUGUGUGGUGUGUGGCCUAACCAUGAGCAGGACAGCACUGAUGCAUUUGGAGAGACAGCUGGAGACGAUCCUACCAACCAGGUACUGCAAACUUAGAGAGAAUCAAUGCUAAGGCCGUCACCUAUAUUAUUAUUAUUAUUAUUAUUAUUAUUAUUGGGGAUUUCGUAGCAAAAUCAGUUUUGCUUAUUGAAAAACCAAUGAUAAAGAUUGUGUGAUAAUAUACAACAUUUUUGUUGAUAAAUAGUCAAUUGUAUUUACCAUGUUUUCCCACUUAUUUUAAAAAGUAGAAGAUGCAAUCACUGAUUUAAGGUCUCUGCAUUUCAUGUUUCAUUUCAGAAGCUGGCAUGGACAAAAACAAUGCAUGUUGUGUGUUUUGGUCCGUAGCAGGUUUCAAUUGUUGCACACUACUGUUUAAUUAUCUUAACUGAUCUCUACCAUCAGAUACUGCAGAUGGACAAACUACCUCACCGGAGUCCCCACCAUUCCCAACGCCCCAACCCCUGAACAACAUGCCCCUGUUCCCUUCCCCCGGCCUUGUCCUGGACCGCUCCCAGUCUGCUCCAGCCUACAUGCGCCAGGCUGGGGCCCUAACACCAGGACAGAGCCAGAGCCAAACAGGGCCUGGCUUCCAGGGUCUCCCCAUCCCUGGACCCUCAACCCAGGCCCAGAACACAGCCCAACAGUCUCCUCUCUCAGCACCAAGCCCUACCAACCCCACCCAACCCCUCCUAUCCACCAUCCCCACUCCACCGGCUCAGGAUCUGUCCACAUGCUCUCCUCCUGCAGACAAGAUGGUGACUGGGACUCCCACCUUGGAAGGUUCAGCCAGUCCGAUCCCUUCAGCCACAGAGAUUGGGCGUGCCUCUGAGAAGGCAGAGAACAGCUCCCUGUUCCCCCACCCAGAGGAAAGCCUUCCCACUCAGCCCAUGGAGCAGGAGGAGGACAUGUCAGACACCAUUACAGAUCACCGGACCUGUCCGAGUAUCCCAAGUCAGCAGAGUGAAGAGGGGGAAGGGGUCUCCCAAUAUCCCCACCAGCCCAUCUCUAAUCCCCCAUCAUUCACCCUAAAACCCUGUCCUUUUGGAUCCACCUCUACAGAGAUGGAGUCUCCCCAUGCCUCCUCCCAGAACACUGUGCCAUCAGAGAGGGACCAGCCAGAGGGGAAGCGCUGUUCCUACUCAGACCAGAUCCCAUCUCUGGCCCAGGCCCUGCUGGAGCUCCAUGAGCUGCUGGUGUCUAACAGCAGUGGCCUGUCCCCUCAGGACGGCAGUGCCUCCUCCUCCCCCUCACACAGACAGAACGCUGACGGACUGGACGACAACUACAACCCCACCGCAGAGCCCCGACUCCUUACACCUGAAAACACCACCCAACCCUCCCCCUCUACUGCCAUUACAGCUGAUGCAGAACCAUGCAAUGCCAAAGCCAACCAUGCUGCUGCUGUGUCUGACAGAGGGCCUCCUCCUGACUGUGUCCUGCCAGGCUCCUCUGACCAGGAGCAGAGCCUGGAGACCAGGAACGGGACCCAGGCUGAACCAGGAGAGGGACAGAGGGAGCCAGAACCACAGUGUCCAAACAGCUCCUGGGGGGAAAGGAGGGCAGACUGGUAUGGGCUAGAUACCAGUAAAAGCAAAGGGACUGUAUCUGAGGCCAAAGGCCCCUCUCCCUCUUCACUCCAAGCAGACCUGGCGUUCAGGGAGCCCCCUGAGGGGCAGCAGGGGAGGGGUGUGGCAGACGGGAGAGCCUCUGGCAAUGACAACCCAAGCACUCUCGGCCUCCAACCUGAGACAACACAGCAGAGCCCCCUGUCCAUGGCUGUGGGCUCACCUGGGGAGGACGCUGGCGUUUCGCCCCGCACUUCACCUCUUCCUCAGGCCCCGGACCACCACCACCACCAUCCCUCCUCUCCAGCCCCUCUCUUCUCUGCUCCACGUCUCUUUACCGAUGAUCACAUCCAAAGGAUCCAGGCAGCUGGCUUCUCUGCCAGGGAGGCUGCUGAGGCACUGGAACAGGCCCAGGGCAGUGUGGAGCUGGCUCUGCUGGCACUACUGGCCCGCAAGAUCACUGUGCCCACCUAG
This is a messenger RNA of Coregonus sp. 'balchen', 7817 nucleotides long. Lineage: Eukaryota; Metazoa; Chordata; Actinopteri; Salmoniformes; Salmonidae. The record is from the annotation of a GenBank genome assembly.